AGGUUAAGCACGACGCCACCCCGGCAACCAAUCAUUAGUCAUUAUCGUCUUCAUCUCCACCAGAACCUUAGUUUAUGCCGACCCAAACUCGAUCCACCCUCCUCCGGAGUCCGAGCAAUUCUGCUGCCCCUCCUCCGAUUCGCUUCUCCUUCUCCCAAUCGAGCCCUGCCCUACUCGUCAUAGCCUCAUAGCUUUUUUCUCUCUCUCUAUCUCGCCGACACUUUGCUUCCGGGAGCAGGAAACGCCGGACGGGGCCCCCGUCUUGGAUCUUUCAGGGUUCUGGAAGAAAGAGGAGCGGUAAACUUGGUUCCGGUUCUUGAUCCUUGAUCGCAGCCAUGAGUAACACGCUGCUUCGAAUCUACCCUUCCGACUUGAAGAUGCCAUUCGAGCUCAGGAAGCAGAAUUCAGGGUGUAUUGAGCUCGUUAACAAGACCGAUCAGCGCGUGGCCUUCAAGGUGAAAACGACGAACCCAAGGAAGUACUCGGUUCGGCCUGCCUCCGGUAUCGUGCUGCCUAGGGGAUCCUGCGGUAUCACAGUUACCAUGCAAGCGCCGAAGGAGAUCCCGCCGGAUUACCACUGCAAGGACAAGUUUCUCGUUCAGAGCAUCGUAGUGGAGGACGGGACAACGUUGAAGGACAUUGUCCCUGACAUGUUCAGUAAAGCGCCAGGCAAGAUCGUCGAGGAGUUCAAGCUGAGGGUGGUCUACGUCCCUGCCAAUCCUCCCUCACCUGUUCCUGAGGAAGCAGAGGAGGAAAACGAAUCCUUUGAUUCAGAUGUGGACCAAGCAGUGGAAAGACCAUCCACACCCAAUGCUGCAUCAGGGCAUUUAUAUACAUCUGGAUCACAAGCUUCACAUGAUGAGGAUGUCUCUAUGAUACGCAAGUCAGAAGAAGAGGAAAGUAGAUAUGGAGAUGAAAACAAGAAGCUUCAGGAAGAGCUGGAACUGCUCAGGAAAAGAGUGCCGUCUCGUGCGGGUUUCUCAGCUGCGUUUGUGCUGCUUGUCUUCUUGUUAUCUUUGCUUGUAGGAUACUUGAUGUUGGAAAGCAAGGCUUAGGUCUUGUUUGGAUAGGUUGUUACUUCUGAUUAGUUGAGAAAGUAAUUGUGGUUGUUGAAUUUUGAUGGUUGGUUUUUACAAUAAAUUUUUAGUUUCUUAGUACAACAAAAACUAGAAAAUUUAUUCUUAACAUACUUCUCAGCUUCUAAUUUAUUUUAGCUACAACCUCUUCCUUAGAUAGCCAAAAGCUAAUAGAAAUCGGGACCAAAAGUCAACCUCUUGAAUAGCUUUUGCCUUCAAAAAGGCUAGAAAAAAACUUAUCCAAAUAGAACCUUAACGACAAACGGUAGCAAAAAUACACAUCAUUUUGCGGUGUGGCUCUAUCUUUUCGUCUCUUUGCUCCUUUAGUAUAGAUAGUAAGUCUACAAUACAGAUAGGGUGUUUUGGUUGUGAAGUGUCCAUAUGAGAGAUCUUCAGUCUUGAUUUAUACAGUGAUUCCUUGUAAAUAUUAGGUUGUACUUUCUUUUUUC
Phragmites australis (common reed) is the source of this 1525-nucleotide messenger RNA. RefSeq names its product vesicle-associated protein 1-3-like. The transcript is spliced from 8 exons. Gene Ontology annotation, cellular component: endoplasmic reticulum membrane; plasma membrane. Lineage: Eukaryota; Viridiplantae; Streptophyta; Magnoliopsida; Poales; Poaceae. Gene Ontology annotation, biological process: endoplasmic reticulum membrane organization. Bases 336 to 1055 code for a protein of 239 amino acids. The record is from RefSeq and is a predicted model, not a curated record.